AUGAAACAAUUCGGAUAAGGUCUAAUUUUGAUUUAUUGGAUGACUCUAAUAUCAAAUUGUAAUGCAGUAUCAAACACUUUAAAUGUUUCAAAUGCAGUUUGUUCUUGUUCUCAACUAUUAAUAGAGUAAGAAUGUAGAUAAAGAAAAUGUUUUUGGAAUAACAAUAAAUGCUCAAUAUUAACAAUAAAUAAUACUAAUUAUUGUGAUUCGUUAAAGAUAGAAGAAUGCAAAAAUAUAGAAGGUUGUGCAAAUGUAUAAGAUAAAUGUGUUUAAUUUUCAGGAUGUAAUGCUUACUAAUAUCCAACAAAUGAGACUUGUUAAAACAUUUCAUUUAAAUGUACAUCAGAUGGAGAAUAAUGUAUCGAAUUAGAUAAGUGUAGUAGUUACAUAAGUUAGGUGAGUUGUAUAAAAGAUGAAGACGGGAAAUUUUGUUAUUGGAAUGCUGAAAAAGGUCUAUGUUCAUUACCAACAACUUGUGAUGUAUUGCCAAUUACAUUGAUAUCAGAUUCCUAAUGUAGAUCAUAAAUUAAUAGUUGCACAAUGAAAUAUGGUGGUGGAUGUGAAACAAGUGGAGAUAAAUGUGAGAAUUAGAAAAUAGAAGGAGCAUGUGUUACAAAUUUAGAUUAAAAAAAGUUAUGUAUUUGGGAUUCAAAUUAAUGCAAAGAUAAAAUAUGUUUAAAUGCAUCUUCUAUUAAUAAUACUAAUGAAUUAUGUUCAACCUUUUUAUCUACAUGUACAGUAAAUGAUACACUUAAUGGAUGCUAAGAUAUACAAGUCUCAUGUACAGCAUAUAAAAUUCAAAAUAAUUGUGUUAUUAAUAGUAUUGGAUAAAAAUGUUAUUGGAAUAAAAAUAAUCUAAAAUGUGAAGAUAAAAAUUGUGAUAAUGCAACUGAUGAUUAUUAAAAUCAUGAUUUAUGUUAAUAAUGGUUAAGUACAUGCACAGUCAAAUCUGGAGGUAUUGGUUGUUAAACUAAAUCUAAUAAUUGUACUUAAUAUACUACACUCAAUUAAUGUAUUAAUAUAUUAAAUGGUGAUGAAUGUUUUUGGUAUGAAUCAAAGUGUUUAUUAAAAUCUUGUGAAAAUGCUCCAUCAUCUAAUAUCAAUGAUCAUAUGUGUUCUACAUUUUUAUCAACAUGCACUGUUUAAAUUGACUUAACAGGUUGUGAAAAAAAAAAAUCUACUUGCUCUCUUUAUAAAAAAUAAGAUCAAUGUGUAUCAUAAUUAAAUGGUAAAUUAUGUAUAUUUCAAAAUGACUUAUGUAUUGAAAGAAUUUGUAGUAAUGCUUCUGAAGAUUUCACAAAUUAAUAACUAUGUAAAACUUUCUCAUCAACUUGUAUGGUUAAAUCAGAUUUCAAAGGAUGUAUUUUACAAGAAUGCUAAAAUAUUUAAACUAAAGAUCAUUGUACAUCAGAUUACUAGAAUAAAUAAUGUUAUUAUGGAUUAUAAUGUUAAUUGAGAACUUGUGCUAAUGCUCCUUCUACAUAUAAAACAGAUGCAGAAUGUAGAUAGUUUUUGAAUAUAUGCACAGUUAACUAAGAACUUUAAGGAUGUAUUGAGAGACCAGAAUCAUGUGAUUAAUUAAAUCAAUAAUAAUGUACUAUGUUAAGUGAUAAUGUAACAAAAUGCAGUUGGAAUGAUGGUGAAAAUGAUAAAGUAUGUAGAGUAUUAAAUUGUUCAGAUAUUACACCAGCAACAUAAACAAAUGAAACUUGUAGUAACUAUGAUUAAUCUUGUACAGUUGCUGAGAAUCCAAGCACUUGUAUGUAAAAACCAUUAGGUUGUUCAUUAAUUGAAAAUAAAGAACAUUGUUUUAGUGUAGUACUAUAAGAUAUGAAAUCAACUUGUAGUUGGGAUAGUGAUUAUUCUUUAUGCAGAGAUCGUUAGUGUUCCGAUGCUGAUUAAAACAUAAAGACAGAUGAUGGUUGUAGAUAAUAUUUAUCAAUUUGCACUCUAAGUUCUACAGGAAAUGGAUGUGCUAAUGAACCUACUACAUGUAAAGGGUACUAAUCAUAAGAUGUUUGUAUAAAAUUAGUUUCUAAUCCUAAUAACAUUGUUUUAUGUGGAUGGAAUGGUUGUGAAAAUAGAAGUUGUUUGAAUGCACCUAUUUUAUAGUCUGGAUCUUUAUACACACACUAAUAAUGCAAUUAAUAUUUAAGUUCAUGCACAAUAAAUUCUAAUUAGACUGGUUGUGUUCCUUAAUUCACAUCAUGUGAUUAAAUUAAUAACUAAUUUUAAUGUAGUGAUACUGUCUUAGAAAAUGGAUCAAGAUGCUAUUAUGAUGUUUCAGCUGAUUCUUAUUUCUGUAGAGAGUUUAAAUGUACUGAUUAAACCUAAUCUUUAAUGACACAUGAAAUAUGUAAUAGUUUAAGUAAACAAUGUACUCUUGGUGAAAAUGGUGUUGGAUGUAUUGAAUUAUUUAGUUCAUGUGCAGAUAUUAAAGAUCUAUAGCAAUGUGAAGGAACUGUGUUGAAUGUCAAUCGUAGUUGUCAUUGGGAUACUACUAGCACAACUCCGAUUUGUAAAGAAAAAGAAUGUAAAUUAAGUAUAAUGAAAGAUUCAGCAGAUUCUUGCGAAAAGUAUUUAGAAACUUGUACUUUAGGGGAUUAAGAUAUAGGUUGCAUUGAUAAACCUAAAUCAUGUAAUGGUUUAAGUCAAAAAAUAUGUAUUAAUGUAAAAUUAAUUGAUGGAACUUAUUGUUCUUUUGAUAGUAAUAUAGUUGAUGAAAAUUUAUAAUGUCAUGCUAGAAUUUGUGCUGAUGCUUCUAGUAAUUAUUAAAAUGAUGCCUAAUGCAGAACAUGGUUACCUAAUUGUACAGUCAAUUCUAAUUAAUCUGGAUGUGUAAAUGAACCUACUGAUUGUAGUUUGAUGUUAUAAUCAUAAUGCAUUAAACAAUUUUAUAAAGGGAUAAAUUGUCACUGGGAUGAAAAAGCUAAUCCUGUCAGUUGUAGACGAAUUUUAUGUACUGAUGCAAGUAUAAAUUAUUACACUAGUGAUGAAUUAUGUAAAUCAUUUAGAUCUGAUUGUACAGUUGCUAAAUCUAAUGGAUGUAUUACAUAACCAAAUUCUUGUGCUUCUUUAGAUUAAAAUCAUUGUCCUAAAGUAACUAUCAAUGCAAUAAAUAAAGAUGCUAGUGAAAAUAGGUGUAGUUGGAACCUUUCAAAAAAAGCAUGUUAAGAUAGAGUUUGUAUUGAUGCACCUCAAGAUUUUGAUUCUGAAGAAAAAUGUAGAAGUUGGCUUAAAACUUGUACACUUGGUAUUACUAAUUAAGGAUGCAUUCUUGAAUAAUCCACUUGCGAUUUAGUAUAAACUUAAAAUUAAUGUUAAGUGUUAUCUAAUGGUACUAAAUGUGGAUGGAAUACAGGUUGUGUUAAUAGAACCUGUUCUAAUGCUCCUGAUAGUUAUAAUUCUGAUGAAUAAUGUAGAGCUUAUCUUUCAACUUGUACUGUUUAAGCAGAUGGAACUGGAUGUACUAUUAGAGCAUCAAAAUGUACUGAUAUUUAAGUUGAUAAAUAAUGUAUAAAAAUUAAUGAUAGUAAAUUAUGCUAAUGGAAUUCAACGAAAUAAAAAUGUGAAGAUAGAACAUGUAAUAACGCUCCAAUCACAUUGAUAAAUCAUGAUAUGUGUAUAUAAUACUUACCUUCUUGCACAGUAAAAGUGAGUGGUAUUGGAUGCUAAACUUUAUUUGAUAAUUGUUCUGCCUAUACAGUAAAUAUAAAUUGUGUAUAAACAUUAAUAAAUACUAGUUGUCAAUGGAUAAUGAUCUCUGAAAUAGGGUAAUGUGUAGAUAUAUUUGAAGCUUGUUCAUCUUACAUAAGUAAAGAGACUUGUACAUUUUAAAAGAAUAAUAAAAAAUGCAUAUGGUGGAAUGGGUCAUGUUAUAACAGAGAAUGUGAAUAUGCACCUAAGUCAUAUUCAACUCAUGAGUAAUGUCAAGAAUUUGGGGAUUGUACAACAAACGGUUAAGGUUGUAUACAUUAUAUAGCAUGUGAUUAAUAUAAAUAUGCAGCAAGUUGUGUAUAAGGAGAUAAUGGAAAGUGUACUCUUGUUAAUCAAUGUUAAAAUAUAAGUUGUGACUUAGCUCCAGUCAAUUAUAAAAGUCAUUCUGAUUGUCAAUCAUUUCUUUCCACAUGUACAACUAAUGGAAAUGGAUGUGUAUAAAUAAAGAGAUGUUAAGAUGUGUAUGUAUAGGAAGGUUGUAAAUUUAAUGCUAAUAAUAAAGAAUGUGCAUGGAUGAAUGGAAUGUGUUAUGAAAAGAGUUGUGAUACGGCAGAUACAUCAAUUCAAUCUGAAAAAGGAUGUAAUGAUUAUUAUCCUGAAGGAAAUUGUACUACUAAAAAAGGAGGAGGAUGUAUUACAAAAGGAAAGUGUAAAGAUGCAUAAGUAGAAUAAGCUUGUAUAUCUUAAUUAGAUGGAUAAAAAUGUUCAUGGUAAAAUGA
This is a messenger RNA of Paramecium sonneborni, 4436 nucleotides long. NCBI's taxonomy places the organism in Eukaryota, Ciliophora, Oligohymenophorea, Peniculida, Parameciidae. The record is from the annotation of a GenBank genome assembly.